Molecule: messenger RNA, 1775 nt
Organism: Actinia tenebrosa (Australian red waratah sea anemone)
Lineage: Eukaryota; Metazoa; Cnidaria; Anthozoa; Actiniaria; Actiniidae
Product: melatonin receptor type 1B-B-like
Biological process (GO): G protein-coupled receptor signaling pathway
Cellular component (GO): membrane
Molecular function (GO): G protein-coupled receptor activity
Source: RefSeq, a predicted model, not a curated record
GAAUUUAGAAUCAAUAUAUAAUGUAUUUGGAGAGAGAUUAAGUCAAAUCGGAUCAUAGCCUGGUGCAUCAAAAAGUGAACGUUUCUAAAAGAGUCCAAGAAAAAUUGAACGGGAGUUUAUUACCAGCGCUAUCAUGAACUUCACAAGACAAGUCAACGAAUCUUUGGUAAACUCACCAAAGAAGUAUUAUUCCUACAUCCUUCAGCAUCGAGGAACAGCUGAAGUGGCUCUGGAGUCAGGAUUUCUUUCUCUGAUAAAUGCAGUUACGGUGAUGGGCAACACCUUGCUAUGUAUCGUCAUAUAUAAAAACAAAUGUCUUCGUACUUUGACCAACAUUUUUAUCGUUUUCCUURCCAUCUCGGAUAUCCUCAUGGGGUUAUUCUGCAUACCCUUCUCGGUUGCUGUAUUCAUUCAAGGAAAAUGGGUGUUCGGGAACCACAUUUGUCGAAUGCAAUGCUUUUUUGUCUAUUUUCUGGCGUUGGGCUCUUUGCAAACAUUAACUAUGAUUGCAAUAAACAGAUAUUAUCGAGUGCUCAAGCCAUCGAAGUAUAAAAAGGUUUUUACUUUUAAAUCUACUGUUGGGAUUUUGAUACUUGUGUGGCUAAGCACUGGUGUAUUUUUAGCAAUAACACUAUCGACAAAGGCUGUUUUGCCCGACUUUAGUCCAGUCAAAGGUGCCUGUGUAAUGUUCGGGAACCCUAAAUCAAGCAGUGCGGUUAUUUAUUCAGUCAACAUGACUCUAGUCACAAUUUUUGCAAUAAUUCCCACCUUCGUUAUCUCAUUUUCGUAUUUUCGUGUAUUUCGUGUUGUGGGUAAUCAUUUUAUUCGAGUUUAUCCGACUUUGAACAGACGAGGCGUCAAUUCUACGGCUUCGUCACAAUUGGCCCCUAACAUCCACGACAUAAAAUCUACAAGAACCUUGUUUUUUAUUCUUCUAGCUUUUGCUAUCUGUUGGCUUCCCGUCUUUACGAUUGAGGUAUUACAGUUGUUUAUCAGUUGGUGGAAGCUGCCACGUUCUUGCCAUUUGCUAUGGACAUUCUGUGGCUCCCUGGGUACUGCCGUCAAUCCGUUUGUCUUUGGAAUAACGUGCCGAACUUUUAGGAAAAAAUUCUGGGCUUUUUUGUUUCCCGAGGGGACCAACUCUAGCCCAGAAAUAUCGACAGCUCCUGUUAAAGCAUCAAGGUUUAUAGUGAGUGAAUUUUCCCUGGCUGGGGAAGUCAUCAACACACGAACAUGAAAACAUCUUCCAAGCCGGAAAAUCUAAAGGAAAACAGGAACAAUUCAUUUCAAAGAAAACCUAAGACAAAAUCCUGCAGUUUUAGGGUCGAAUUACAAUGUUAUCGACACUUCAAAAAUAGAUGAAGGAGUACCCAAAUAAAAUCAGAAAUUUCUUAUAAAGUUUGGAUGAUUUUAUUUAAGAUUUCUAUGUUUAUAUAUGUACAGGCCGAAUAGAAUUGAUUGCCGCGUAAGGCACUUUAAUUUCAAUCACUCAGUUACAAAAAUAAUAAUGUAAUAAUAAAAAAUAAUCCAAAGAGGGGGAUAACUGGCAUCCAAACCCAUUUACGUCAUUGUAAUAUUUUUCCUCCAAAGUUUCACUUUCUGACUUUAAUAUUGAUGAAAAUCGCCAUCAUUCGAACUCACGGCACAAAACAUUCUCCUUUCAAUUGUUUACAAAUGCUCUAGCUAUUAUCGAGCGAUCCAUGCAAGUCCAACUGCUUUAACAGUGAUUAAAAUAAUGAAGUAAGUGGAACAAAAAUUAAAAAGGGUUAAAAGCU